AACAAUUAAUUGAUGAGCACAUAAAGAAGUAAACUGAGGUGGGAAAAUGAUAAAAGUGAAGUUGAAUCUUUUAAUGGUAUCCAUGUUGUUGCUAACAAAUACAGUCAGUGCAUCGUUUAAGAAAAAGAACUCAAAGGCUCAAUGUUCAGCAAGCUGUGGAAUUCCCGGGGUUCCAGGAGUUCCUGGUGUACCUGGAGCAGCCGGACGAGACGGUUUAAAAGGAGACGUAGGAUCUAAAGGAGAAAAAGGUGAACGAGGUAAUCCUGCUCCUCCGUUGAAAAAUGACAUGAGCCAUUCAAGCUGGAAACAAUGUGCUUGGAAAAGAAACGAUGGUAAAGAUCAUGGAUUAAUUCAGAAUUGUGUAUUCACAAAAAAGUUUGACAACACUUCCCUUCAAGUGUUUUAUGGAGGAACCUUGCGAACUUAUGGGUGCCAUGCUUGUUGCAAACGUUGGUAUUUUACUUUCAAUGGAGUUGAAUGUAAAAACCCUCUUCCUAUUGAUGGAGUUCUUUACAUGGCGAAUGUAAAGUCACAAGAUAUCCAUCGACAUCGUCACAUUGAAGGAUAUUGUAACAAAAUUCAUAAAGGAAAAGUGCAAGUUGGAUUCUGGGUCGGCAAUUGUCCUGGUUAUGCUAACGCAGAUGCAUUCAGUGGAUGGAAUUCAGUUUCUCGUAUUGUUAUCAAAGAGGUUCCUCCUCCACAAGAAUAAUUCCUUUUGCAUGUUGUCUUCUUGUUAAUCAGUAUUAAAUGAUUACCUUCUAGUUUUCUUUCGUUUUUGACUAUAUUGUACAUCUAGUAUGGAACAUACAUUUUACAAUCGUAUACAUAUAUUGCAAUCUAUAAUCGCUAAACUACCAAAAAUGGAGACUUCCUUAGAGAGAAAAAUAGGAAUAGUUCAUAUGGUUUGGUAUUUGCUGUCAUCCACUUACAAGGUCUUGUUUCUUUACUAUCACUUUCAUACAAUAUAUGUUGACUCAUUUGGAAGUCAUUUCAAAUUAUUUACAAAAAGCUUAGUACUCAGGUCAACCAUCUGAGCCUUAGUCAAAAACUGA
Messenger RNA from Xenia sp. Carnegie-2017, 1052 nucleotides. Its product is annotated as collagen triple helix repeat-containing protein 1-like. Bases 47 to 709 code for a protein of 220 amino acids. The record is from RefSeq and is a predicted model, not a curated record. The transcript is spliced from 3 exons. Lineage: Eukaryota; Metazoa; Cnidaria; Anthozoa; Malacalcyonacea; Xeniidae.